AUGACAAACGGUGAUACUCAUCAGAAUUACAUGUCAUUGAAACUGUUCCUCCAACGCCUUCGACUGGCAGUGAAACCUUGCAAUGUUAGCAAUGUUAUACGUUUGGUGACAGGAAAUCAAUCAGCAGAUAUGGACUCUGUUGUGAGUGCAAUUUCGUAUUCCUUUCUCCACUCUCAAAAGUUCCCAAAUGAACAGCCAUUUCUCCCCAUGGUCAACAUAGCAAGAGAAGAAAUGAAAUUGAGAAGGGAUAUUAUGUUGCUUCUCAAGUCUCACUCAAUUACAGAAGAUGACUUGUUUUUCUUGGACGAUGUACUGAAGCUUGCUGAAUCUGGCUCCACCAAAUUUGAAGUUGUCCUCGUGGAUCAUUGUAACAUUCAAGGAGAACUCUUGCACGCUCUUCACGAGCAGAAUAGAAUUCAAGUUACUGGUAUCAUCGAUCAUCAUGCUGAUGAAGAAGUGUUCAAAGACGCAAACCCCCGCUUAAUCCAGCCAAAUGGUUCUUGUACCUGUCUUGUGUUCAACUAUUGGUACGAGCAGUUGGGAGGACAAGUCCCAUUGGAGUGUGUAUCUUUGCUUUUGGGUCCGUUGUUGAUUGAUACUUCUAACAUGACUCAAAAGGUUGAGCAGGGUGAUGUUGAGGCGUUCUCCCGUUAUGAAAAGCUAUUACAAAGCACUUCUGUGCCUUUGGAAACAACUUUGGCUGUUGCAGACGCGAACUCACUCACUUCCUUCUACAGUGUGCUUAAAGGUGCAAAGAAGGAUUUGGAAGGCUUUUCCUUCUAUGAUAUUUUGAGAAAGGAUUACAAGCAGUUCGUAUUCACGAGCGUUUCGGGUGUCCGAGUGGCCAUUGGUUUUAGCUCCAUAGGAAAGGGUAUGUCAUGGUUGACAAAGAAAUAUCCUGCUCAAGAGAUUUCUUCAUCGCUAGACCAAAUGCUUGCUAAUUUCCAUUUGGACGCUAUGGUUAUGACCACCUCUUUCACUAAAAAGGAAACCAACGAACACUUGAGAGAGUUUUCUUACUAUUCGCUGAAACCUGAGCUCAAAGACUUAGCCAAAUAUGCAACUGGUUUGGACCUCAAUCAGAACAUAUACAAUUCAGAAAUCGUUUCUGUGGCUGCUGAGGAAAUCAACAAGAAUAACUUAUUUCAAGUUUUUAAUCAAGGGAACGUAAAUGCUACAAGGAAGCAGGUUGUUCCAAUUGUGAAAUCUAUAAUUGAGGAGGGGAAACUCAUUUAG
Molecule: messenger RNA, 1236 nt
Organism: Clavispora lusitaniae ATCC 42720
Lineage: Eukaryota; Fungi; Ascomycota; Pichiomycetes; Serinales; Metschnikowiaceae
Product: exopolyphosphatase
Cellular component (GO): cytoplasm
Molecular function (GO): exopolyphosphatase activity
Source: RefSeq, a predicted model, not a curated record